AUGCAACUCAAUGUGAAAAGAAUUCAUGAGUAUAAGCGUCAGCUUCUCAAUUGCUUCCAUGUAAUCACACUAUACAACCGGAUUAAGGCGAACCCUAGCUACCAGGUUUGUCCACGAACUGUAAUGAUCGGUGGCAAGGCCGCACCUGGUUACCACAUGGCCAAACUUAUUAUCAAACUUAUUAACAACGUUGGCAGGGUUAUCAACAACGAUCCCGUUGUCCAGGGCCGAAUUAAGCUUAUCUUUCUCGAAAAUUAUCGUGUCUCAUUAGCAGAGAAAAUCUUUCCAGCCUCUGAUCUUUCAGAGCAGAUCUCCACUGCUGGCACAGAGGCAUCUGGUACCGGAAACAUGAAAUUCAUGCCCUCUGAAAUAGUUGGUCAACAAUAA
Molecule: messenger RNA, 387 nt
Organism: Protopolystoma xenopodis
Lineage: Eukaryota; Metazoa; Platyhelminthes; Monogenea; Polystomatidea; Polystomatidae
Source: the annotation of a GenBank genome assembly